Molecule: messenger RNA, 756 nt
Organism: Talaromyces stipitatus ATCC 10500
Lineage: Eukaryota; Fungi; Ascomycota; Eurotiomycetes; Eurotiales; Trichocomaceae
Exons: 2
Coding region: 64-756 (230 amino acids)
Source: RefSeq, a predicted model, not a curated record
CCCCAUUUAAUUUUGAAAUGGUCAAUAUCAUUUCAGCCUUCCGCAUGGAUCCAACCUACAAUCAUGGCGGAAAAUACUUUUGAUUUCCUUGUCAGGAAAUUGGAGACUCAAGAAUCCAGCAAAAUAUCACCUCAGAUCGUGAAUAUCCUACAGUGUUUAAAGCAAGAAGAGCCCUUUAAGAAUUGCGACCCAUUCCAAGAAUUUGUUCGAAAAGCAACGGGGAUGGCGACUGGACAUCAAGAGCUGGAUGCCGCCACGGAACCACGAGCGACGUUGACCAAGCACCAACAGCAAGAUGUGGUGCCAUACAAGAGGCAGCGUACAACAGAAAGUACGGUAUCUAGCGGAAUAUCCCAUUAUGAUGACAAUCAUAUACAAGAACAAAUUGUGAUGCCAAACGAGGGGCAGCGUACAGCAAAAAGUGCGGUAUCUAGAGGAAAGUCCCCUGAUGAUGAUGACGAUGGACAAGAGCAAAUUAAGUUCAUAAAGCGAAGCAAAGGAUCAGCCAUGCCAGCUAAUAACCUUCCAGACCUCAUUCACCGCCUUCCAGCAGCUAUGACGAGCAGCAAGCAAUGGAAGUGGGAGCGACAAUUGUUCAAGGAUAAUGCGAUGAGAUUUGAGAAUGGCGUGGACAGAACGAACUGUGUGCAUGUUUUUGUCCCCGAGGACCCGAGCCGUGAUAUAUCAAUCACUUUAAUAGUUGGUUAUGAUGCUGGAUUGGGGUUGAUAUAUGAAGCAGGAUUUAUUCGUGCCUGA